GGGCUUUAAUUCCUUUGUCAUCAAUGGAGAAGAAUCGAAUCUGCAAGAUCUGCAACAGACGUUUUGCUAAUGGCAAAGCCAUGGGAGGACACAUGAGAUCUCACUUAGCAAAACUUCCCCUUCCUCCAAAACCAAUCACAUCAGAACAAGCUGAGGCUUCAAUCUUAAAAUCACCAUCACGGUCCUCAUCAUCUUCAUCCUUCAACUAUCUUUCCAGUGAAAACCCCAUGCAAUCCUAUCGAUCUGUCAAUCAUGAGCUUCCUUUCAUGUCAAAAGCUAAUUUAGCUAUUCUUCAGGAUGGUGAGAGUGAUACAGAGUCGCCAAGGAACCCUACUCGGAGAAGAUCUAGACGGUGCCGCAAACCGGUGGAGAAAGUGGCUGAAUCAGUCGUAAAAGUAGCCGAUUCAACUGAACAGGUAAGUUCUAUAUCUGAUAUUUCUAAUGAAGAGAGUGUAGCUUUGUGUCUUCUGAUGCUUUCAAGGGAUAAAUGGGAGAAGACAAAGCAAGUAGAUGAGUACAUGGAAGAGAAGGUUGAUGCUGAAGAUGAGUAUGAUGAUGAAUCGGUGGAUGAGAUUGCUGUGCGAUCUAAAAAUCAAAGAAAGUAUAGGUGUGGAACAUGCCAAAGGAGUUUUCGAUCUUAUCAAGCCUUGGGUGGACACAAGGCAAGUCACAAGAAGAUGAAGACUCAUGUGAAGGAUGAUGAAUAUGAUGAAGGAGAAGGUAGUGGGUGUGGUGGUAAUAACAACAACAAUAAUGGUGUUUUGCCUAUUGAACCAAAAAUGUAUAAGUGCCCAUUUUGUGAUAAAGUGUUUGAAUCUGGUCAAGCACUAGGUGGGCACAAAAAAGUGCAUUAUUCCUACCUAGGCAAUGUUAAAACAUCAGUUAAAUCUUCUGAUAAUUUGUUAGAUUUGAAUUUGCCAGCCCCUGAAGAUGAUGGUGAAGUUAGUCAAGCUGAGCUUUCAACAGUUUCCAACGCAAAGGCAUAUCAGCUGAGAAACUGUGGUAGCUAUUAGGAAUGGCAAGUGAGAUUUAUGCUUGGAAACAUCUCUAUGUUAAGUGAAAAACACAGUUGUAAGGGUUUUCAUGGCAGUGCAUGCUUAUGUUUAACUUCUUUAGGCAUUUGUCUUUGUUAUAGUUUGGUACAAUAGAUUGUUUCUUCUUUCAUUUGCAAGUUACAUGGUGAACAGCAUAUUGUAUUUUCAAGCA
Molecule: messenger RNA, 1206 nt
Organism: Hevea brasiliensis (rubber tree)
Lineage: Eukaryota; Viridiplantae; Streptophyta; Magnoliopsida; Malpighiales; Euphorbiaceae
Product: zinc finger protein ZAT9-like
Exons: 1
Coding region: 24-1013 (329 amino acids)
Biological process (GO): regulation of DNA-templated transcription
Source: RefSeq, a predicted model, not a curated record